AUGGCAUCCGAAUCUGCAGGGUACAUCGCCGACCCCGAUGAGCAGCCCUUCUCUCCCUCUGUUUUUCUUAACCUGCCCCCAACUCCUCCCGAUGAUGGGCAGGACCCGGUGGUCUCGUCAGACGACCUCGUGAUCCCCUUCAUCUCACACAUACUCAUGGACGACGACAACAAGCUGUCGUACCAGUGCCCCGAUCACCAAGCGCUACUCCAAGCUCAGCAGCCCUUCGCUGAGAUCCUAUCCGACACCACCACCACCACCAAUACCAACGUAGCGACCAGCACCUUCACCGUCUCGCCCUUCUUCCCCAAUAAUGCCGUGUCCGCGUUCGGAACCGCUACCUGGCCCUAUGACCCAGUCGAGCUCUCCCUACAUCUCCUUUCUAGGACUCCGUACCACGUCCCCGACAACGUCAGAAGAACCGGACGCGAUGGCCUCACCCUAACCACGGGUGAUCAUGGUCGUGCCAACACCACCUUCUUGGCCGAGCAAGAUAACAACUACACCACCAGCGUGGGACAAUUCCGACGACAGAACGACGCAGACAAGGCAACCAUGGACAUGCUCAACCAGGCAUUCCGCAAGGAAAGUGGUAGCGAUAGCAUAGCCUGUAAGAAAGACCAUAACCGCUGGGACGACUUGGAGGUCGAGAUGGACAGAAAAAUGGCGGACUUGAGCAUUAUUGCCGUGAUAGCACCAGAGUCAGAUCAAACCAGGGAAAAGAUAGACAAAUUUGUUUUGAUCAAGUACCAGUCAUUACUCGACAAGAUGAUCGCCGUGGACAUGGAGGCUGAGAAGAAUGCCAACAAGGGCAAAAGGAAGUCCGUAGCGGUCACGAGCAAUGAGCCUGCCGUCGACUUGCGCGCCCUGCUCAUGCACUGUGCUCAUGCCGUGGCCACAGGAAACCGUCUUUGUGCCACCGAGCUGGUUUACAAGAUCAAGCAACAUUCCUCGCCAAUGGGAGAUGCCACACAAAGGUUGGCACAUUGUUAUGCUCAGGCGCUAGAAGCACGUUUGGAUGGCAUGGGAAGCCAGUUGUACAAUUCACUCAUGGUGAAGCAGCUCACCUCAGCUAAUGAGUUCCUCUUCCUCAAGGCCUAUCAGCUCUGCGUGCCAGCUUCUUGUUUCAAAAUGAUGGCGUUCAUGUUCUCCAACCUAACCAUCUUGAAGGCAGUCGCCGGUAGGGCUAGGAGAAAAAAGGUGCACAUUGUGGAUUAUGGUGAGCAUUAUGGGUUCCAGUGGCCGACCCUGCUUGGCAAUUGGGCAACUUUGGAGGAAGAAGGACGACCACUGGAGGUGAGAAUCACCUGCAUUGUCCUUCCUAAAACCGGGUUCCAUCCGGGAGCUCGAAUUGAGGAGACUGGACGCCCACUCAGCAACUUUGCUCGUCGGCGUGGCAUCCCGUUCAAGUUCCGCAGCAUCGUGGCAAAGUGGGAGACGGUAUGUGCUGAUGACCUCAACAUUGAACCUGAUGAGGUACUAAUUGUCAAUGGCCUAGCUGAUUUUGGGAGGCUGAUGGAUGAGAGCGUCCACAACAUAGAUAGCCCAAGCCCUAGGGACAUGGUCCUCAAGAAUAUUCAAAACAUGCGUCCUGAUGUGUUCAUCCUUUUUAUCGAGAACAGCUCAUACAACACACCCUUCUUCUUAACACGCUUCCGGGAGGCACUGUUCUAUCACUCUGCAGUGUUUGACAUGAUGGAUGCAGUGGCGCCACGGGACAACAACGAUCGCAUAUUGUUUGAGCAGAACCUCCUUGGACGACAUGCUUUUAAUGUCAUCGCCUGUGAGGGCUGGGAUAGAGAGGCAGCUGCCGUUGGACGCUGA
This is a messenger RNA of Miscanthus lutarioriparius, 1824 nucleotides long. The record is from the annotation of a GenBank genome assembly. Lineage: Eukaryota; Viridiplantae; Streptophyta; Magnoliopsida; Poales; Poaceae.